AUGUGGAGAGCGUCAGCCAAGGUUUACGGUUCCAUCUUCUCAACAUGCACCCAGCGGGUUCUAGUCACCUUGGAAGAAGCCGGGGCUGAAUACCAAUUGAUCGAUGUGAGCAUGCAAGAAGGGCAGCACAAGGACCCUACUUAUGUGGCCGAGAAGCACCCCUUCGCAAAGGUUCCCACCUAUGAAGACGAGUAUGUUAAAUUAUUCGAGUCUCGGGCCAUCUGCCGCUACCUAGCAAAGCGGUACUCGCAGGAAGCCGAUCUACUUGGCUCCGAGCUGGGGCUAGCACUCAUGGAGCAAGCGGCAAGUGUGGAAUACUCGUACUUCGAUCCGCCAUUCAAAGGGCUGGCAUACGAGAAGAUCUUUAAAAAGAUGAUGGGGCACGGAGAGCCGGAUGCCCAUUUGAUAAAAGUCUACGAAGAGCAGAUUCAUCAAUGCUUCGACUAUUACGAGAGUCUUCUUGCCAAGCAAACGUACCUGGCAGGAAACACCUAUACUAUUAUUGACGUUUUUCACCUCCCCUGGUUUGCCUUUCUGGACAAGCUGGGAAUUGGACAAGAGGUUGAGACGAGACCACGAUUACUAGCUUGGUGGAAGCUAUUAGCCUCCAUUGCAGCAGGACCAUCACUCACCAUUGAACUGGAGUACUGGUGUUAA
Molecule: messenger RNA, 657 nt
Organism: Penicillium pulvis
Lineage: Eukaryota; Fungi; Ascomycota; Eurotiomycetes; Eurotiales; Aspergillaceae
Product: glutathione S-transferase family protein
Exons: 6
Coding region: 1-657 (218 amino acids)
Cellular component (GO): cytoplasm
Molecular function (GO): glutathione binding; glutathione transferase activity
Source: RefSeq, a predicted model, not a curated record